Messenger RNA from Paraglomus occultum, 633 nucleotides. Lineage: Eukaryota; Fungi; Glomeromycota; Glomeromycetes; Paraglomerales; Paraglomeraceae. The record is from the annotation of a GenBank genome assembly.
GAACCCAUGGAUAUCAAAACUGUAUACGACAUUGAUGUAAAGGGUAUCAUAACUUCGGCAUCCACUCACCAUAUAAGAAACGUCCUUCGAAAACGUCGUCUACUAUUGUUCUUGGCACGUACGUUGAGUCUCGUUCCUGCAUCAUAUGCUUGCGUAUCGUUUGCCGAACGCAUAUCAGCGAUUGACGGUGAAUGUGAGGGUGCUGGAGUGGUAGUUAUAUGGCUUGAAUAUAUUGUUGCUUGCAUGUGGUGCUUUCUAGCCAGUCUCUGGAGCUACUGGCUAAACGACUCAAUAACACGUCGUUUGCUGUCUCACGAAGCAGGCAUUGCAACAAAACGCCUAGUCGCUUUCCAAGCCCUAAACUUGAUUGCAACCGUCUACGUAGCUUCUCGCUAUGGUUUCGAUCAACCAAUCUGGACAUGGGUAGUGAUCAGCUGCAUCCUUGCUUUUGUUAACGCCGGUCAAUGGUUAUUCACAUCAAGGCCAAAGCAUCCAACACUUGGGGAAAUCGAGGACAAUCAGCCUGUUACUGCCUGGAAGGAUGUUAACGAUUAUAUAUUGGUACCGUUGGCUGUUGCUUCAGUCGUAACUGCAGCUGCCGAUCUUGCAAAAGAAGUGAUAUUGAUGCAAUAA